Molecule: messenger RNA, 774 nt
Organism: Aspergillus oryzae RIB40
Lineage: Eukaryota; Fungi; Ascomycota; Eurotiomycetes; Eurotiales; Aspergillaceae
Product: phosphotransferase family protein
Exons: 1
Coding region: 1-774 (257 amino acids)
Source: RefSeq, a predicted model, not a curated record
AUGCGAAGCGAAGUUGCAACUCUUCAGUUUCUAAGGCAGACAAAAGUCACUGCCCCUAAGGUGUUCGAUUACGGUCCCCAUGGGCAGACUCUUGUUGGAGUCGGAUACAUCCUUAUGGAAAAGCUCCCGGGAAAGUCACUGCGCUGGUCUCUUGCCUCUCCAGAGCAAAGGGGGGAAGUUAUGGACCAGCUCGCGGAUAUAUAUAUUGAAUUGAUAUCAUUUCCCUUUGAUAAUAUGGGGUCUUUGGACCGACCGGGGACUAAUCACAUUGGGCCUUUCGCACGAGAAUCACUGACGCACUAUGAUGACUCGCAGAUGAUUCUUCUCGGACCUUGCAGUAAUCCUAGGGACAAUCUCCGUGCUAGCAUUGAACUCAACCUGGAGUUGAUUAGGAAAGGGGAAAGCUGCGCAGGACGUGAGAUAGAUGCAUACCUAGUCCAUCGCUUUCUAUUAGAUUGCAUUUCUGAAGUUUUGCUAUACCAUAGGUUUGACGACGGACAAUUCUACUUGAGACAUGCAGACGACAAAGGUGACCACAUCCUUAUCGAUGAUGACUAUAAUAUCACGGGUAUUAUCGACUGGGAAUGGGCUUACGCCGCACCCAUAUCGGAAGCCUUUAAAUCCCCUAUUAUGCUUCUUCCCGUUGCUGAUUCUUACAAUGGAGUCAACUGCAUUGGCGAGGAUGAAUUAACAUUUGCAAGCAUACUGGAGGAGAAAGGCAACAAAGGUCUUGCAGCAAUAGUGAGAAACGGGCGCCUGCUUCAUCGGUUCUAG